AUGAAUAAAUAUAAAAAUCCUAUAAAGGUUUUAGAAUGCAGUGAAUAUAAUUAUGAACAUAUAGAUAUAUUAAAAAAUGAAUAUAUAGCAAAUAUAUUAUUAAAAGAUGGAAUAGAUUAUAUAGAAAAUGAAAAUAAUGAAAUGAUAAAAAAUGACAGAUAUGUAAAUACAUUAUUUUUUGACUAUUUGGACUUGGAUACAAACAAAACUGGAAUAAAAAUAAAUACUGAACAUCACAAUGGAAUAAAAAAUGAAAUAAUAAAGAAGAAAAAUAAAAGUAUUGUUUUCAACAAUAAAAAAAAAGAUUACAAAAAAAAUACUCAAAAUAUUAAAGGUUUUCAUAUAGUCAACCGUAAUUUAUUAUGUAAUGAUAAGAAAAAAAAAAGAAAAUAUAAAUUUUUAAAGAAUUAUAAUAAGUACGAAAAAACAAGUUGUCAUAAAAAAAUAAAUGUUAAAAAAAAAAUAGAUAAAUAUAGAAUUAAGAAAAUUAAAAAAAGUUAUAAAAUUAAGGAAUUGCUACUCAGAAGGUUGGAAGAAUCUAUUAUAUGCAAAUAUAAUUAUACACAAUUAAGUAAAAGAUCAAAAAAAUAUUUAUUUAAACUAAAAAAUAGUUAUUAUUUUUUUUGUAAUUAUUUCAGAUAUAAAAAAAAAGAAAAGUCCUUUUGUUUACCAAAUAAAAAUUACACAAAAUUAAUUAUUAAAAAAAAAAAUAUACCUAAACGUAGCUCUAAAUUCAAGAUUUUUUUUUUAAAAAAUAAAAUUUUUAAAAACAAAAAAAAAAAAUAUAUAAUUCCUAUUAGCAAAAUGAAUAAGGAUUUUUUGGGAUUAUAUUAUAAUGAAAUAAAAUUCAGUAAUUAUAAAUAUGAAAAUAAGUUAUUUAGUAAAGGAAAUGAUGAAUUAGUUAAUAAUAAUAUAAGUAAAAAGUUUGUGUAUGCAGAUAAUAUAGCGCAACCUUUUCACAAAAUAAAUUGUAUGACUUGUGUAGAAUAUGAAGAUAACAAAUUUGAAGAAAAAUUUACAAAUACUAAUGUAGAAUAUUGUAAAAAUGAAAAAAUGAAAUCACUGAAUGAUGCAAAUAAUAUUGAUAAUAAUAGAAAUGAGAUAAAUAUUAAUCCUUAUGAUGUUAAUGAAGAAUAUGAUAAUAGAAAUAAUAUACUGAAUCAAAAUGAAAUUAAUUUAUUUUUUAAUGAAAAAAAUGAUGAAGCAAAAAUGUUAAACAAUAAUUAUGAAGAUAAUAAUGAUAUUAACAACUUUAGAAGAUAUAAAAUUAAAAAAGGUAUUUCUUUUAAUAGUGAAUUAAAAAAUGGCCAAAUGAAUUCUGCAAAUAACGAAUACCCUAAUUUUAUAUUUAGAAGUGAAAUCAGUAACAGUAAUUCUAAACAAGUAAGAGAUCAUGAAGGAAAUGAAAAUAUUCCUAGUUAUGAUCUAUUAAAUAAGAACAAAAAAAGAGAAUUCCAUAAAUUUAAUAAAGAAAUUUACUUUUCAAAAAGUGUAGAAAAUGAAAGUAUUCAUAGAGCUACGAGUAGUAUUAUUAAAUCAAAAAGAGAAUUAUACGAAGAUGCUAUUGAUGUAAGGAGGGAUGUUAAGAAAAAAGAUAUAGAAAAAGAAAAAAAAUUCAGUAAAAAAAAGAAUAAAAAGUUAAGAAGAAAUAUAAAUGAUACAAAAAAUUCAGAUACGGAAAAUUUAUAUAUGAAAUGUAUAUGUACCCCUGAAAAAAAGUUUGAUGAUUUUGAAAAUAAUAAAAAAAAAAUAGAUAAAUCAAAUUAUUCUAAAAGGGAAGAAAGCAUCAAAAGCUCUAAUUGUAUAUAUAAUAAAUAUCAAGAACAAUUUCAAAAAAUUGUUACUCCUAAAAUUGACUGCGGAAAUAAAAAUGUAUAUGGAUUUGGGGAAACUUUAAAAUUCAUGAAGUAUAGAGAAUUAUUAAGAAAAUAUAUGGGAACUUUUUAUAAUUACAGUUCUUUUAAAUGUGCAAGUUACAUUAUACUUUAUGCAUUAAUAUUAAAAAUUACUGCACAAAUUUCUAAAAAUUUAACAGCAUCAAGUACUACAAGUGAAUCAAUUGAUACAAAUGUUAAAAAUACAAAUAUAUUUUUAAAUAUCUAUGACUCAGAGGGAAUUAUACAAUCUAUUUGUUAUAUAAUAUUAUUAAUAUGCAUAAUACUAUUAAUAAAAUUAGGUAUUCCUUCCAAUUACUUACUUGCUGGUAGAUUAACCAUUUUAUUUAUGCUUUUAUUUGUUAUUCAAAUACCUAUAAUGGUUUAUGCAAAUUUCUUGUAUUUAAAAAAUGAGGGAUUACAAAAUAAAAAUAAUAGUAAGAUUUAUGAGAAGAAAGAUUAUUUCAACUUGCAGUUACAAAAAAUAUUUGAUGCAUUUUAUUUAGAUACUUUUAAUUUGUUAAUAUAUACUAUUUUAAUUAAAUUAGUAUCUAUAUAUGCUGCUUAUCAUAAACUAAUAUACCCACAUUUAUUAAAAUUUUAUUUAGAUAGAUUUUUUUUGAAUUCCUAUUCAAUUGUUAAAAAAGAAAUGAUUCAUUUUAGAGUUCCUAAUAAUAUUGAUGCAUAUUAUUUAAACAAAAUGAAUAGCUACUUAUUUAAUUCAUUGUAUAAGAAGCAAGAUCAGCUAUCAAAAGAAGACUUAGAAAGUAGUACAAGAAGUGCAAUAGGAUAUAAUAUUGUUAUCAAAAAAGAAAGAUAUUCUCCUUUUAUGAAAUUUUUUAAGAAAAGAGUAUCUAAUUCUCCUUUCAAAUUAAGAAAUAGAAGAAAUUUAAAUUUUUGUAUUAUUUUCUAUAUAGGAGAAUUAGAUAAUAAAGGAAGACCUCAUGGUUUUGGAUACUGGAGAGGUAUAAAUUCAGAAGGAGAAGUUUUGAUUGGUUAUUGGUUUCAUGGAAUACCAGUUGGACCUUUUAAAUGUCGAGAUUUUAAAACAGGUUCAGGUUUUAUGUGUAUAAAAAUAGGAUAUGGAAAAACAAACUGUGAAUUGAAUGAUUUAGAAAUAGGUUUAGCUGAUACGGAAUGUUGUGUAAGUGGAGCAUUUUAUAGAACAUUUCCAAGGGUAGUAUUUUAUAAUUUAAAUUUGACAAAUGUUAAUAGAAAAAAUAAGAAAAAUGAAAAUAAGCAUGGAUUAAUAGAGAAAAGAGAAUGUUGUGAAUAUUUAAUUAUAAAUAAAGCUAGUAAUGAUAUUUUAAGAUUUGAUUAUUCAAAUCUUCUUCAAGAUAGUGAUGAUGAUCAAAUUAAUUUAGAUAAAAAUGUUGCAAAUAAUAAUAAUGAAGAGAAUAAAAUAGAUGUUUUAAAUAAUAAUUCAAAAAUAUAUAAUGAUGAACUACCCAAGACAUUAAUUAAUGACGAAACAUAUUUAAAAGGAGAAAUUCUAAAUUAUAAUGAUAUAUAUAGGUUGAGUUAUGACAUUGAGGAUUUUACAUUAGAAAAUGAAAUACAAAAUGCAUUAAAUAAAAAUGUGGAAAAAAGAGAUGAAGAACAAAAAUUUAACAUUAAUAAAAAUAAAACAAAAGAUUUGUCAAGCGGAAUAUGUAUUAAAGAAAAAGUGCAUAUUAUUGAAAAUAGUAAGGAAGAUGUAAAAGAUAACGAAAAAUAUAAAGAAAAAAUAAAAAGAAAAGAAAAAGAUAAAGAAAAAAAUAAAGAAAAAUAUAUAAAAAAAAUAAAAAGAAAAGAGAAAGAUAACGAAACAAUUAAUGAAAAAAAUAAAGGAAAAGAUAAAGAAAAAAAUAAAACAAACAAAAUUAGAUCAAACUCGGAAGAACAUCCUAGUCUAAUUAUAGGAAAUAAUGAUAAUGUAACAAAUGAAAAUGUUAUUGAAAAAAAUAAAAAUAAGAUAAAUUCAUAUAAAAUUCCAUCAAAUAAAAAAUAUAAUUACGAAUAUAAAAUGAAUGAUGACCAUUGUAUAGAAAAAAAAAGUGAAGGCAGAAAAAAAGAAAAAAAAUAUGAAUUUUUCAAUAAAGAAAAAAAAUUUAAUAUAAAUACAGAAAUUGUAUUAAGUAAAAAGAGUUUUCAAACUAUUGGAAAGCAUAAGCAGGAAUUAAAAAAAGAGAAUGAUAUAUCAGAUAAGAAUGAAGAAAUAUGUCUAGAAUCUUUAAAAAAGGAAAAGAAAGGAGCAAAAGAAAGAUAUAAGAUGAUAGCAAACCAUUUUCACUUGAAAGAUAAAAAAAAAAAAAUAAAUAAAGAAGACAAAAAUAAAGAUUUAAUUGAAGGACUAAGUGAUAAUAUUAGCGUAAAUGAAAACAGGGAAUAUAAAAAAGAUACAAAUGAAAAAGAAAAAAAUAAAAAAAAAAAGAAAAACAAUAAAAACAGCAAUUUUCCUAGAGGUGAAAAGGCAUAUAGAAUUUUAAGAAAUAUUAGGGAAAAAAAAAAAAAAAAAAAAGAUAAAAAAAGAAAAAUAAAGAAAAAAAUAGGUUAUAGUAUGACAAACACGUUAUUAGAUUUAAAGAAUUAUAACAGUUUAAGAAUAAAAAAAAAAAACAAAAAAAAAAAUGGAAAUAGAAAAACUUUUCUUCCUAAGGCAUUUUCUGGUACAUUACCUAAAUUAAAAAUUAAAAAGAAACGUAGAGGAUUAUUAUUCUCAGAUACAAUAACAAAUGUAUAUAAAACAAAAUGUAUGAAUAUUAUUUUACAAAAUUUAUGUCCACAUAUGCCUAAUUUUGGUAUUAUUUACAAUACUGAUCUUCAUAUUUCUAUUGAUGCAGAAAGGGGAUUAUAUAUAACGGGUUAUAUAAAUAAAAAAAAUUCCAAUUUAUUAUGCAGUAGAAGUGGAAAUGAUUUUGAAGAUAAUGAAGUAAAAAUAAAAAUUAUAAAAAAGAGCAAAAAUAGUUUAAAUAAUAAAAAGGGAAAUGAAAAACGUCUAUAUUCUUGGAUAGAUGAUAUAAAAGAAUUGAGUCUUGAUGGAUGGGUAAAGUGUGAAUUAGCUGGUUGUUUAGAAGCAGUUAUUUUUAUACAUGGUUAUAACACUAACCAUUUAGAAGCUUUACAAGUAUUGGGACAAAUGGCAUCUUUUGGGAACUUUCCUAAUUAUAUUAAACUAUUUCUGUUUAAUUGGCCAUCAGGAAAAAACUUUUUAGAAUUUUUUAUUGCAAAAGAUAAUUCAAAAAAUAAAAAAGUUCAUCAUGCUUUUAAAUCUUUUCUAGAUACUCUAAGAAACAAUGGAAUUAGACAAAUACAUAUAAUAACACAUAGUAUGGGAACAAGAAUGUUUUUAUUAGCCUUUCAUGAUAUAGUAAAUAGUGAAUUGUUUUCAACUAUUGAUGAAAAAGAAAAUUCCUCAAAAAAUGUAACAAAAAUGAAAUUAAUAACUCUAACUAUGAUGAAUCCUGAAUAUUAUUUAAGUGAUUUUGUUAAUAAAGAAUAUGUAUUCCUUAGAUCAUUUUGCACUGUUAUUUCUAUAUAUUGUGAUUCUAAUGAUAAAGCAUUAAAAUGGGCAGAAAUAUUUAGUGGUACAAAAUCAUUAGGAAAAAAUAUAUUUGACUUAAACAUAUGCAAAGAUGAUUAUAAUUCAAAGAAUUUAAAUGCUUAUGAAAAUUUUGCUUUUGAUAGCAAUAAAUUAGAAUAUUAUUCAAUACCAGUAGAAAAUAGAACUGAUGAAACAGAAGAAAUUAGUUUGGAUUCCAAAUUAUUUUCUUCUUUUUUUGAUAGCAGUAAAUUUCAAGGAAAAAAUGAUAAUGAGAAAAUGAAAAAUAAAGAAUUUAUGACAAAAGUAGUACAAAGAUUGAGAAAAAUUGUUAAUUUUUUUUACAAAAAGAAAAAGAAUAAUAAUAAGUUAGCUAAGGAUGAUCACAGUUCUAUGUAUAAUGAUAACAGUUUUUUAAAUAAAGAAAAUACAAAAAAUGUGAUGCAUCAGCCACCUAUGUUUAGAAAUACAUUGUUAGUUUUUACAGGAAUAGAACCUACUUAUUGCUAUCGAGAUAAUAGAGAUUGGUUAGAUGUUGAUGUUAUUGAUACAACAUGGUUAGGAUCAAAUGUUCAUACAUUAAGGCAUUCAUAUUGGUCUUUAAAUAGGGAAAUUAUUGAAGAUAUUAGAGAAUUAAUUGUAACUAGAAAAAGAGCAAGGCAAAGAACUUCACGAUUAGACAGAAGAGAAGGAAAUGUAUGGGUAUAUAGAGUAGCGCCAUCUUACUUAAAGUCUAUAUUUGAUUCCGAUUUAUAA
Messenger RNA from Plasmodium relictum, 6150 nucleotides. Its product is annotated as conserved Plasmodium protein, unknown function. NCBI's taxonomy places the organism in Eukaryota, Apicomplexa, Aconoidasida, Haemosporida, Plasmodiidae. The record is from RefSeq and is a predicted model, not a curated record. Bases 1 to 6150 code for a protein of 2049 amino acids. The transcript is spliced from 3 exons.